This is a messenger RNA of Homarus americanus (American lobster), 1185 nucleotides long. Its product is annotated as lithostathine-like. Gene Ontology annotation, biological process: biological process involved in interspecies interaction between organisms. The transcript is spliced from 4 exons. Lineage: Eukaryota; Metazoa; Arthropoda; Malacostraca; Decapoda; Nephropidae. Bases 27 to 545 code for a protein of 172 amino acids. Gene Ontology annotation, cellular component: external side of plasma membrane. Gene Ontology annotation, molecular function: carbohydrate binding. The record is from RefSeq and is a predicted model, not a curated record.
UGCCUCCUGUCACAAUACUCACCAUCAUGAAUCAAUACUUCAUCCUGCUGCUCCUCCUUGGGGUAUCGGUCGCUCUUGAUGAUGAGCAGCAAGAGUUCUCGACGGUGGGAGGGACAAGUUGCCCCUCUCCUUUCAAUACGGUGGGUGGAAAGUGUAUCUAUGCUGACGUCGUCAACAGAGGCACGUGGCAAGAAAUGCGCGAACUUUGUCAAGGUCUUGCUGACAGAUAUAGCGUCCCCGACUUAGUCAAAGUAGACUCUGGGGACUUCUUCGUCGAUCUAAUCCACCACAUUCACGCCUAUGACUGGCAAGAUCGAUACCUCUGGAUAGGAGCAUCUGACGGAGAUCAUGAAGGAGUGUGGACCUGGUUAGACGGCUCCAUCGUCCUCAUGGGCACGCCAUUUUGGGCCAAUGGUGGAUGUAACGACGUGCAAGAGCCACAGGGUGGAACGUCAGAAAACUGUUCCGUUCUUGACCCAUACUACCACAUGUAUUUCAAUGACUUUAAUUGUGAGGCGAAAUUGAAUGGAAUCUGUGAAUAUUAAAGUCAUGUUGUACAUUUGGUGAGUGAUAAGUUAAUCUCUCAUUAUCCUGGCUCUCCCGUGAAGAUCAUAAUGGUGAAUAAGACCUAAUUUUCUAGGAGGGAAAUAGUAUGGUGCAAGGUGUACUGAUUUCUAGAAGAAGGCGUGUGGAGGGCAUGGAUUCUCUGCUCUCCACUUUGACUGCAAAUGUUAACCACCAACAAUAAAACAAGGAGCUCAACGAACUUUUUUCCAAAACUUUUCCAAUGUCACAUUACUUAUGAAGACGUAGAAAUUGUUAAGAAGCAUUAGCAAAUGAUCUCUCAUGACUGUGUAGCUAUUAGUGCUUAAGAACACUCAACAAUAAUAUACCACCGGUUACCACCUCAGUUCCAGGCAUGGAUAUUACACCUGGUAACGUUUAUGUAACUAGUUGUGGAAUGUCAGGUAAUCCCAUCUGCUAGUCACACUGUACUGCCUAGUAAUAUCAGCAACUGGCAGAAUUGUACUAGUCGGUGUUCCCUCCAGCUGGCACCUUAUGAACUGGAUAUUGAUAAUUGAUAAUCCACCAGUUCAGGAACUUUUGUAACUGUUUUGUAGUUACAACUGGAGUUACUUGUAAUCUCUGUAGUUGCUUGAGAGUAUUAAAUGUUCACAAACAUAA